AUGUACCAUUCAGAAACUCCUUUAGAAAAGAAAGAAAUCAUUCUUAAAGCUAUUCAGAAUCCUGAUAGUGAUCUACGUCUAGUAAUUGCAACAAGUUCCCUUGGAAUGGGUGUUGAUUGUGCAAAAUUUUACAAUGUUAUUUUGUAUGGACCACCAAAAACUGUUGUCGAGUUAAUUCAGGAAAUUGGAAGAGUGGGUAGAGAUGGACAAACAUCAACUGCAUUAUUGUUAUACAAUUCAUUUAAUCUGUGCAAAGUUGAAAGUGAUGUGAAAAAUAUAAUCAAGAGUGAUAAAUGUAGACGUUUUGCAUUACUUCAGCCAUUUCUAAAUCAACAAGAACUCCAUGAUCUGGGUAAAAAUACAGGAUCAUCUCUGUGUUGUGACAUAUGUGCCAAAGUCAAUCCAGAUCAGUCAUCAUUAUCUAAUAUUGAGAAACUACUGACUAUAAACUUUAAUGAUGAUGAAAAUGUUAACCUUGCAAGUGACAGUUCAGAUGACACAGUUUCAUAUAUUAUGUUGAAGAUGAAUUUUUUGACCAUUCUUUUCCGUAAUUAUACUGAAUAA
Messenger RNA from Saccostrea echinata, 564 nucleotides. Its product is annotated as putative ATP-dependent DNA helicase Q1. The coding region runs from base 1 to 564 and encodes 187 amino acids. The transcript has a single exon. Gene Ontology annotation, biological process: double-strand break repair via homologous recombination. NCBI's taxonomy places the organism in Eukaryota, Metazoa, Mollusca, Bivalvia, Ostreida, Ostreidae. The record is from RefSeq and is a predicted model, not a curated record. Gene Ontology annotation, molecular function: 3'-5' DNA helicase activity; four-way junction helicase activity. Gene Ontology annotation, cellular component: chromosome; nucleus; cytoplasm.